Molecule: messenger RNA, 3992 nt
Organism: Penaeus chinensis
Lineage: Eukaryota; Metazoa; Arthropoda; Malacostraca; Decapoda; Penaeidae
Gene: TTLL1B
Product: polyglutamylase complex subunit TTLL1-like
Exons: 10
Coding region: 19-1206 (395 amino acids)
Biological process (GO): protein polyglutamylation; microtubule cytoskeleton organization
Cellular component (GO): cilium
Molecular function (GO): tubulin binding; tubulin-glutamic acid ligase activity; metal ion binding
Source: RefSeq, a predicted model, not a curated record
AUAGCUUAUUGCUCGGACAUGGAUAAGUCCGUGCUUGCAAAUAAUUUCGAGAAAAGAGGGUGGAUACAAGUAAAUCCAGACGACGAAUGGAAUUUCUAUUGGGCAGGUGCGCAAACGUGUCGCUCGCUCUUCAGUGUUGACAGUGGCUACAGGAUGAAUGACAAUCAGAUGAUCAACCACUUCCCGACGCACUACGAACUCACUCGGAAGGAUCUUAUGGUGAAGAAUGUGAAGAGAUACCGUCGGGAAUUGGAGCGCGAAGGAUCACCUUUGGAGCGCCGUUACAUACAUCUGGACUUCCUGCCAACAACAUUCAUGCUUCCUGCGGAUUACAAUCUUUUCGUCGAGGAAUUUCGCCGAAAUCCCAACACCACUUGGAUCCUCAAGCCUGCCGGUCGUUCUCAAGGCGUAGGCAUUUUUUUGGUGAACAAACUGGCUCAGAUAAAAAAGUGGUCGCGGGAUACCAAGAGUUCAUUUAACCCUGCGCUCGUCAAGGAUACCUAUGUAAUCUCCAGAUACAUUGAAAAUCCGCUCCUCAUUGGUGGGAAAAAAUUUGACUUGAGAAUAUACAUUCUGGUGACGUCCUACCGACCACUGAAAGCAUACAUGUACAAGCUAGGAUUCUGCAGGUUUUGCACUGUUCGCUAUGACACGUCAGGACAGGAGCUUGACAACAUGUUCGUCCACCUCACAAAUGUCUCCAUUCAGAAACAUGGGGAAGAGUACAAUAACGUCCACGGGGGAAAGUGGCCUAUGAGAACCCUCCGUCUCUACCUGGAAGGAACUCGAGGCAAGACAAGCACAGACAAGCUCUUCACAGACAUCACGUGGCUGGUGGUUCACUCCCUCAGGGCUGUUGCUCCUAUCAUGGCUUCAGACAGACACUGCUUCGAGUGCUAUGGUUAUGACAUCAUCAUCGACGAUCAGCUGAAGCCGUGGAUGAUCGAGGUCAACGCCUCCCCCUCGAUGACCUCCACCACAGCCAACGACAGAAUACUCAAGUACAAGCUGGUGGAUGAUCUUAUUAACAUUGUUCUACCACCAGACGGGAUACCCAACGUCCACUGGAACAAAGUCCCGACUCCGGACAAGUACGGCGACUUCGAACUGCUGAUCGACGAGGAGCUGUACCAGAACAGCGACCACUCGUCCAGCCACCGCGGAGGCCGUCAGUCCGACCGCCACUCCGCCCCUCGGUGGAAAUAGCCCGCGGCCAAGAAGUGUGGCAGGACAUCCUCCACGCUUCCCACUCACGCUCAACGAGACAUCGCCAGCUCCUCCACCAGCAGCUCCUCCAAGAAGGCCGAUGUUGGAUCGCCCAAGGAGACCGUCCGCUCGCAGGUAGAGGUCGCUUACGGAGAGGAACCAGGUUAUAACGACCCGACCACCUCUUCGGCAGCGUCCAGAUGGUAGCUAGCUGGCUCUCGGGCUUUGUCUUAGUGGGAAGGUAGAGAGUGUUCAUCACACUUCUUGCUCUUCAAGAUGACCCGGCCUUCGAUCUCAUGAAUAUGAUCAGUGCUGGAUCCCAAUCACACACACAGGAAUAUUCUCCAUAGACUGCCUCACAUAGAAGAAAACUCAGGUUUGUCCCAUGAAAAAGUGACAUACUUCCAAUGUAUUUUCAGGCUAUAUGAUCGUUUACACAAGGCAAAAUUAUGUCAGGUGUCCCUUGAUAUCUAACAUCUCAGACAAACUACAGAGAAGGUUUAAAACAGCCAUGAAAAUACAGAGAAGAUUUAAAACAGCCAUGAAAAAAUUGUAAAUCGCACCAGCAAAACGUAACCUUGAGAAUCUCUCACACAUUAGAAUGGAAAAAUCUUAUAAAUGAUGCAAUGAUAAUGUGCAUACAACGAUUCCGAUUAUGACAUAAUAUCACUGCUGAUAUACAUAUUAAUAUUUUUUGGAAGCAUCGAGUUUGUCUUUCAUAAAAUCAGUUUUGAAAGAUUCUAGUGGAUGAUAAGGACGUUUUUCGUUUUUCUUACCGGCGGGGAAAAUGUACUGCUUGCGAGAGAAUGAAUGUACUUAUUUCUUGCUGAUUAGUUUCCGUACAAAAAUGUCUUCGUCACUUACCGCAUGCACGAAUGUUUGACAGCGAUGAUUAACGAACACAAAUGUGUAACUAAAGAACCAUACAAAAAUGUUGAUAUAAAAGUCGGCUCAAAAUUUUGAAGUGAACCGAAUACAAAUUAAUGGCGUUAAUUAUUAUUUAUUGAAAAUUUUCCGUCGCAUCAAAAUCUAAGAUUAAAACAAAAUAUAGCGAUAGGCUGGGGCUUAGGGUGAAGCCCUCAAGUAAGGAUUUUUUUUUGGUUCAGUAAGGCGAUGUUUGUGGAUUUCCAGAUUGAUCAGUGGUCAAAACAAACAAAUAUGCCAGACAUCAAACGUCGCACAGCAUUAUGGCAAAGUACUGUGACGAAAAAAAAAGUAAAUAUGGGUUAACGAUUAGGAUAAGUGGACAGAAGAGGGGACGAAGAAGGGAAGGGAAGGGAAAGGAAAGGGAAAGAAAAUACCCUGCAAAAUUAGUUGAGGCGAGAGCUGACGUCCAAGGGAGGGGUGAUCCCCUACUUCAUGAUUGUUUUUGCUUUUCUUAAGGGUUUCUAUUUCAUGUUUCGAAAUUUCCUUGUUGCGUUUAGUAAUGCAGAGUUACGUUAAGGUUUCCAAUAUUAUAAUGCCCACGGUUUAUGCUGUGUUUCUUUCACAUUUAGUAAUUUGUUUCUAGGUAAAUAGAUCGUAGCCUUUGUGAAUGCAACUACACUUGCCCUUAAGAGCCGUGUACCUCACCUUGUCCGAUCCUGAUUGCACAAAAUCAUAAUGAAAAAGUUUUGCUGGAACUGUCCUACAGAAUGGAUAGGAGUGCGGUAUGUUUUGCCAGUGACUGUGCAUUUGUAUUCUUAAUGCUCUGAAUGUGUACCCACCCGCAUGACAGGUAUUGCGGAAAUCACCCUUGCACAGCGCAGCACUUAGUAAGUGUUAAUAUGCCUGUCACAGCUGGCGAAUAAGACGCAACGUAGAGCAUAAUCAGUAGUAGCUGGCCACACGAAUACUGCCACAAGUGAGCAUGUGCAUUUCAACCCGCUGUUGAAUCUGCUCUUAUUAUAUGCUUCCGGAACUGUUUUUAUGUGAUGAAAGUAACCUCAUAACAGUUUUAUAAAGUGUAUUUUAGCCACCGAUCUGUAUCCGUUAUCGCGUUUAUAAAAGGACUGAUUGGCGUUUGAGGUAAAAUUCACCAGUUCACGUUUUCUCGAAUGAUUUUUAUAUGGCUGUUUGAUAUGCAUUUGGCUGUAACCUCAAUAUUUCAUUUCCGCUGAUUUAAGUAUAAUAACUAUCGUUGUACUUCGAUCCGGAUGCAAAAUCGUUAAAGUGUCAAUAUCGUUUCUCUGUUUUCAGUACGAUCAUAUGGUGCUUAAUGCAUUUAUCUAUGCAGCGAAAGUACGUGCAUUAUAACGCUUCCAUGGUAUAUUUCUGACCACCAUAUCCACCAGUGCUUUCCUCAUAAUUCUUCCUUCGUAUAUGCCAACGCAAAAAUUAUAAUUUUGCGAUUAUCCUCACUCCCCUUUUCUUACCGAAAGACAGUAAUCUUAAUAACCUUGUCGCGCAUUUCUUUCUUCCACUGCCAGGGUCAAAUAAAACAUUAAAAAGAUUAAAAUAAAAAAAAGUUGUUUUAUUUCUACGUCAUUUUCUUAUUCCUUCCCCGCGAUCACUAGAAAAGCUGCCUUCGCCCCAGCAUGGCCGGCAGAGGUCACAGGGGUCAAGAUGAAUGUGCUAGAAGACCCGACCCGAGAUCACCCCGCCUUCCAGCGCCGCCCACCCUGGGGGGUUUCUGGCGACACCUUCAUGGCACCAUGCAUGGGCGGGGGCGCAGACUCCCAGCAGUCACAAGGAGGGAACAAGGAACACAUGACGAAGCAGUAGCAAAAUGACUGUAAGGUUAUCAAAGUUCAUACAUUUGUAUUAGAAUUAACAAUAAAAUAUGAAGCCUUAAGGAGAAAAAAAAA